GUUAAAGAGAAGAACCAAAGUAUGCCACCCACCUCCUCGGAUACCACUUCCACCUCAAACAGCAGAAGCCAGGGAGACGCCGGUGGAUGUCACUAAGGCCGCCAGAGAAAACAAAUGUCCCCAACAAGGUUGAAGUGGAAGGAUGGGAUGAGUCGUCUCGCCGCGAGAAUAAACAGACAAUGGCAAUGGCCAUGGCCACGGCGGCAGCCGCGGAGGCCGUGGCGGCAACGGCACAAGCGGCGGUGGAGAUGAUUCGCCUCACCAGGCCUUUCCUUCUCGUCAAACAGCAACGGGCUGCUACUUGUAUCCAGACCGCUUUUAGAGGAUACUUGGGGAGAAAAGCACUAGGAGCACUGAAGGGGGUGGUGAUGCUGCAGGCGGUGGUAAGAGGGCAUAAUGUGCGGAGGCGGGCAAAGAUGACUCUACAGUGCAUGCAGUCGCUGGUGAGAGUGCAGACUCAGGUGUGCGACCGACGAAGAAGACUGUCGUCGUGUGAAGGGAUGAGAAUGAAUUCUUAUGAUUAUCAUCAUUGGUCACACGCCCCAAGAUCCCCCGCGAUGUGGAGCACAGGUAAGGAGGAAGAAGAAAGGGUAAGCUAUGAGGAGCUUUAUGACACAGCAAGAUUCAAGCUGCAGGGACGACGACAUGAAAGCAGCAUUAUAAGAAAAAGGACUUCCUUUGAUCAACCAAGAGAUCCUCUCCCUUUCACCAGAACAGUCGAAAUGGACACUGCCCGUUCCUGCCCGGUCCACUCUUCCCGCACUCCUCCACGCAGCAUCAAGCCCAUCUCGGUCAGCCCCCACGGUGAUCACCCGACACCCGAGACCCCAAACUCGCUAUCAGCUGGCUACUUUCCCAGGACACCUCGGGCAGUGCCGAAUUACAUGGCCGCCACUGUAUCCGCCAAGGCCCGCUCACAGAGUUCCCCCAGGCAGCAAAGGCCUUCCACACCUGAUAGAGAAUUUAUUAGUUCUUCUGCAAAGAAACGGCUUUCUUUCCCGGCAGCAGUUGAGUCACAUUCAUGGGAAGAGGAUGCAUGCAAUUUAUCCUGUUGUGGCUAAUUUUGGUUUUUGAACUUUAGGGUAGUUUUUUAUUUAUGAAUUUAAAAAAAGAUAAUGUAACUAAGGACAAAAGGAAGGAAGUAUUUAUAUGUUCCCUCCGUUCCUAAAAGCCUUUCCACCUUUAUCUAUCCCAAAAACCCCUUCCAAUUAUAUUAAGAAGUUACUUUAACCCCGUUUUGCGUUAUCUGAUCAAAUAGGUUUAAGGUGUGAAGUAAUUCACGGACAUAUUUCAAGUUUUUCUCAAAUAGACCAUUUCCGUUAAAACCUAGCACUGAUGCAUGGAUUUUAGUGCCCGAUUUAUUUUUUGGUGUGGCGUGACAUUGAGUCAUGGUUAUUAUGAUCUUGAAUAAAUUUCAUAAUUGGUCCUUUAUAACAAAGCGAUUUCCAUAUU
Messenger RNA from Cuscuta campestris, 1452 nucleotides. The record is from the annotation of a GenBank genome assembly. NCBI's taxonomy places the organism in Eukaryota, Viridiplantae, Streptophyta, Magnoliopsida, Solanales, Convolvulaceae.